Messenger RNA from Aegilops tauschii subsp. strangulata, 2292 nucleotides. RefSeq lists its product as uncharacterized. NCBI's taxonomy places the organism in Eukaryota, Viridiplantae, Streptophyta, Magnoliopsida, Poales, Poaceae. The record is from RefSeq and is a predicted model, not a curated record.
UUAAAGCCGGACCCCUCUCCCAAGAUCGCCCGCCCCAUCAAAUCCCUCUUCCCAAAGCCCUCCCAGCAGAGCAGCCAGCGCCCGCCCCGAGACCCCAGCUAACCAAUCCAGCCACCACGGGCGCCUUUCCGUCUUUCCCCGCCGGCAACGGCAUGGACCCAAGCCGCAAGCACGGCGCCACGGGCGCCUCCUCCUCGUCUUCGUCCGCCGACGGCACGCACCCUGGCUGCAAGUACGAGGAGGAGGCGAGGAUGACGGGGGACGCGCUCCUCGUCCUGGACGGCCUCGUGCAGGUGUUCCCGCAGGUUAACUUCUCAACACUGAUAGAAGUUUCCAUCUCAUUCAAUGGAGAUGCUGAUGCAGCAGCAGAUUAUGUUAUCCAUAAUGUCCUUCCAAAUAGUACAGCAGAUGACAAUAAUGCAAGCAUGAAUGACGAUUCAGAUAUUCAUGGGCAACAUCAGGUAUUUAGUGACACAAACACUAGUUUCACGAUCCCGCCAGUGGAUGAUGGUACCAUUCCAAAAUCUGUACAGUUUGAUGCUAUCAAUGAAAAUUCUGCUGAACAUGGAGAAAACUCCAUGGGAGAACAAUUGAUGCAGUCACCUGCUGCAGCAUCAACAUCUGGUCAGGACGUUCUACCUGAAGAAAUUGAUUCUGAUUCUGUGCUAGCUGGAGCGCAGAACUCAGUUGUCGAUCAUGAAGUGGCUCAUUCUGAAAACGAGCAGAAAGAAAUGAAUUAUCCUGACCCCGCUACUGAAGAUCACCGUGAUGAACAAAUACAAUGCUCAUUUUCUGACGAAAACCAGGCCGAGCCAACUUCUGAAGAUAUUUCUACGCUGCAUGGUGAUGAUUCACCUGAUAUGAACAUGCGAUCAAACUAUUCCGUUAUUCCUGAGUCCAUUGAUGAUGCAAUCUCUGCUGAAAACUGCAAGAAGAAUACUUUGCUGUCAAAUAUGGCAGCUAUAAGUGAAAUGCUAGAGGAGGUUGAGGUUAGUGAGGCAGAAACAAAACAUGUUGUAUCCGAAGCAAGUCAAGCUGGCAAUGAUAUUCUUGUAAAGGCGGCGAAGCUAAAAGAAAUGUCUACACUUGCAGCGGAAGAGCACAACAAGGUUGCAGCAGAGGUUUUUGCUGAGAAAUCUAUUCUAGCCUCAGAAGCUCAGGGGCUCCAGUCCUGGUUGUUUGACAUUUCUGAAGAACGAAAACACUUCGUGUCUGUCAUUGAUGAGAUGCACCAGACUCUUCAAAGAAGACUUGAUUUAGCAGAAGCAGAAAGAGCAGCUGCUGAGAUGGAAAUGAUUGAAAGGGAAAAAAUGGCUCAAGAAAUGCUGAAAGAACAGGAAGUCCUACUUGAUGCUGCCAAGGAAGAGUCUAAGAAGCUGGAGCAACAGGCAGAGGAGAAUGCGAAGCUGCGGGAGCUACUGAUGGACAGGGGCCAUGUUGUGGAUGCAUUGCAUGGAGAAAUGCUUGGAAUCUUCGGCAACAUUACGCACCUCCAAUGCAGAGUUGAUAUGCGAGUUCCUGCCGAUGAACAACGCCAACUAGCUUCGUCGAUACUGUCCAGCUCAGUCGAGUCAGCAGCUGGCCAAUUCCCUGCUGAAGAACCACUGCAGCUCGCACCAAUGAGCUUUCCCAGCCCGGUCCAAUCAGCACAGUCCGGACUAAUUUAUGUUAAUGAGCCCGGUCCAAUGAGCUUAGCGGGCUCGGUCGUAUCAGCGCCUUCAAAACUACUUCCUACUGGUGAAUCGCUGGACCAAAGUUCAUCGAGCUUGGUCGGCUCAGUCGUAUCGGCGCCUUCCAAACUGUUCUCUGUCUGUGAGCCACUUCAGCUAGCUUCAUCGAGCUUGUCUAGCUCUGUCAGAUCGGCAACUUCGGGGAGCAGCUGGUCUUCUGCCACGGAGUCGAAUUCAGGUUUCAAUGACGACGAGGAGAUCGCCGUUGCUUCUCCCCGUGAUAAUUUCGCUUUGGACGACACCUGGGAUGUAGUCGAAGACGUGGAAUGCGUGUGCUAACCUUCUGGGCAUGAUGCUCGUGAUGUUCUAAUCCAUGCUUCAUUUUUUAUCGGCAAGAGUUAUUAGCAUCUGUCCGUACGGGCCGGAACUUGUUCCAGAUUUACGCAUGUUUUUUUGUUGAGUUUCAGAGAUUUACGCAUGGUGAUAACGUGCUUUCAUGUUGGUAGUUUUCCUCUGUAGCCGGAACUUGCUCAUAUGAGGGUCAUCAGAAAAGGUGACAAAUUUUGUUUAGUAGUGAUAUUAUUUGACAGUCACUCCGGGUUCUGCACAACCUUCGGUGAAA